Molecule: messenger RNA, 171 nt
Organism: Echinococcus granulosus
Lineage: Eukaryota; Metazoa; Platyhelminthes; Cestoda; Cyclophyllidea; Taeniidae
Product: 40S ribosomal protein S29
Exons: 1
Coding region: 1-171 (56 amino acids)
Biological process (GO): translation
Cellular component (GO): cytosolic small ribosomal subunit; ribosome
Molecular function (GO): structural constituent of ribosome; zinc ion binding
Source: RefSeq, a predicted model, not a curated record
AUGGGUUUUGAUAAUAUCAACUACUCGCACCCUAGAACUUGCGGUCAGGGAAGUCGCUGUUGUCGCGUUUGCUCCAACAGACACGGUGUCAUCCGGAAAUAUGGUCUGAAUAUGUGCCGUCAAUGCCUCCGGCAAUAUUGUGCACUCAUUGGCUUCAAAAAGCUUGACUAA